This is a messenger RNA of Gilbertella persicaria, 948 nucleotides long. Its product is annotated as transcription regulator HTH, apses-type DNA-binding domain-containing protein. Gene Ontology annotation, molecular function: DNA-binding transcription factor activity; sequence-specific DNA binding. Gene Ontology annotation, cellular component: nucleus. Gene Ontology annotation, biological process: positive regulation of transcription by RNA polymerase II. The record is from RefSeq and is a predicted model, not a curated record. NCBI's taxonomy places the organism in Eukaryota, Fungi, Mucoromycota, Mucoromycetes, Mucorales, Choanephoraceae. The transcript has a single exon. The coding region runs from base 162 to 863 and encodes 233 amino acids.
AACAAAAUCAAAGACCUAGAAUUACAACCUCUUUAUGGGAUGAUGAAGGCACUGUAUGUUACCAAGUGGACGUACGAGGUAUCUGUGUUGCUCGCCGACAAGGUAAGAAAAUUUUUUUUCUAUUUAUUGUCAUUUAACUUUUUUUAUUAUUAGAUAAUGACAUGAUUAAUGGUACAAAACUUCUUAAUGUAACCGGCAUGUCUCGAGGUAAACGAGAUGGUAUCCUAAAGAAUGAAAAAGGUCGCGUUGUAGUUAAAGUAGGAGCUAUGCAUCUUAAAGGUGUCUGGGUCACUUUUGCAAGAGCCAAAGCACUUGCUAUUCAGUUUAAUAUUGUAGAACAUCUUCAUCCUUUAUUUGUGGACGAUCCUGCACUUUACUUUUAUUCAAACCAAUUAGCACCUCAUAAUUACUUUAUUCCAAACCAUCCCAUCUAUCUUCAAUCGCAAGAUUCUUUCCAACAACAGAACAACUUUCAUCAACAACGUCAUCAUCACCGCCAUCAUCCUACUUCUGAGUCUAGUUCGACUACAACAUCGAACAAGACGAUGCAUGAUAAUUAUAUGCCCACCACACCUAUGAAUAAUAACAGUUGCUCUUCUCUCAUGUACCCUAACCAUCAUCACAAUAACAGUAGUUCAAGCCUUGAUUACCAUACUAAUUCAAACAGUAAUUCACCUUACCACCAACAUACAAGUCCAACCUCAACGAAUUCAAUGUAUACGCAUGAUUUACCUUCCGCUCCUUCUGUGCCAUCCAUGAUACCAGUGCAAACUCAAAUGUCAUUUUAUGGAUACACACCAUCUAGUACCUGUGCUUCCAGCUCUUCUUCUGCAGCAGUAGCAGAUACCAUGCAUCCUUAUUAAUUAUGAACUCCUUUUUUUUUGUUACUUUUUUAACAAUAUAUAUUUUUAUUACUAUAUGUACGAUUUGACUUUAGGAAACCCCCCC